GGGGUUGGGGUCACCGCGCUUGAAUGGACCGCGUAGCUCCCAUCAUCCUCACGCGCGCCUCCGCUCCAUUUCAGUAGUAACAUUCACCUCCCCCCCUCGGCUCCCCGUCGCUCUCGCCUCUCCUCCGCGCUCCCAUCCCUUUCCAACGUCCCAUCUCCAUCCACCCCAAGAUCUCCUUUAACCCCUCCGGGUGCGCGUCCACUGAUCACUCACUCGUCAGCGGGAUCGCGCGCCGAUAGAGCUAGCUUUGCUCGCUCUCGCGGCCGCUGCUGCAUAUGGAUUCCUCCGGCCCCGGCCCGUCAUCCUCGGUCGUCGGCGGCGGCAGCGCGCCGGAUGUUGCGCCGAAGCCGCCUGCUCAGCUGAGCAGGUAUGAAGCGCAGAAGCGCAGGGACUGGAACACGUUCCUGCAGUACCUGCGGAACCACAAGCCGCCGCUGACGCUGGCGCGGUGCAGCGGCGCGCACGUGAUCGAGUUCCUCAGGUACCUGGACCAGUUUGGCAAGACCAAGGUGCACGUCGCCGGCUGCGCCUACUACGGCCAGCCCAGCCCGCCGGCGCCGUGUCCGUGCCCGCUGCGCCAGGCGUGGGGGUCCCUCGACGCGCUCAUCGGCCGCCUGCGCGCUGCCUACGAGGAGAGCGGCGGCGCGCCGGAGUCAAACCCCUUCGCCGCGCGCGCCGUCCGGAUCUACCUGCGCGAGGUGCGCGACUCGCACGCCAAGGCGCGCGGGAUCCCGCACGAAAAGAAGAAACGGAAGCGCGCGCCGCAGGCCGCUGAGGCAUCUGGUUCAUCGGCUGGCGCCGGAGCAGUCUUCGACAGGGACGUCGAGGGUAGCGCCGGCGAUGGUACUCUUGCUGCGUCCGCCGCGCAGGUUGGAGCUGGAGACGGCGGCAGUACUGCACCGAGCAUCCCUUGAGUAUAGUAGACUUGCAAACCUUGUCUAUUAGUUUGUUUAUCGUCUCCGGCAUAGGCAUAGCAAGAUUUGAGCAUUUCCUUUGGUAUGCUUUGUUGCCUAUAUUACCUCUAAAUUUGCUGUCCAUUUUCAGAUUAAUUAGAUUAUUAAUAAGUACUAUUACAGGGCGUCGUCCUAGUAGUGUUCUAGGGGAAGUGAAUUAGUUGGCACAGCUAAUUGUUCAUUAUCCCAUACAUAUCCUGGUAAUUCAAAAAAUUGAGAUUUGUGAUCAUAUUAGUUACUUCUUAUGCUACA
Messenger RNA from Triticum dicoccoides, 1205 nucleotides. Its product is annotated as protein G1-like7. The coding region runs from base 276 to 914 and encodes 212 amino acids. Gene Ontology annotation, cellular component: nucleus. The record is from RefSeq and is a predicted model, not a curated record. The transcript has a single exon. NCBI's taxonomy places the organism in Eukaryota, Viridiplantae, Streptophyta, Magnoliopsida, Poales, Poaceae. Gene Ontology annotation, biological process: response to light stimulus; mRNA transcription.